Messenger RNA from Anguilla anguilla (European eel), 1149 nucleotides. It is a transcript of the gene rnls, whose product is annotated as renalase, FAD-dependent amine oxidase. The coding region runs from base 109 to 1140 and encodes 343 amino acids. NCBI's taxonomy places the organism in Eukaryota, Metazoa, Chordata, Actinopteri, Anguilliformes, Anguillidae. The record is from RefSeq and is a predicted model, not a curated record. Gene Ontology annotation, molecular function: oxidoreductase activity, acting on NAD(P)H. The transcript is spliced from 7 exons. Gene Ontology annotation, cellular component: extracellular region.
AUCUAGAUUCAAAACCGGUGGUGGUGUCAAAUCGCUAGAGCAUAACAAGUUGCAGUUAACCAGCGUAGCUAGUUGUAUUGCAUAUGCUAUUUAUUUGUAUUUUUGACAAUGUCACGAGUGCUUAUAGUCGGUGCGGGUCUUACGGGCAGUUUAUGCGCUUGUCUUCUGCGAAGAGAAAUGGCAAAUAAAGUAAAAAUUGUUGUGUGGGAUAAAUCGCGGGGAGCAGGGGGAAGAAUGUCCACGAGCAGGAGCCCCAGCAACGCUGCGUGCACAGCAGAUCUUGGUGCACAGUACAUAAGUGCUACGCCGUUCUACGCCCAAAUACAUCAAAGCUUCUAUGAAGAAUUGCUCGCACACAGCAUUUUAAAGCCGUUGGUGGCCCCUGUGGAAGGAAUGAUUAUGAAAGAGGACCUACGUGACUUUGUGACUCCGAAGGGUGUCUCGUCCAUCGUCAAACAUUACUUGAGAGAGUCAGCAGGAGCCGAGGUGCUGUUUGAGCACCACGUCACCCGCGUCUGCCAGAAGGGGGCGGGCUGGGAGGUGCAUCGGCAGGGCGGGGAGGCGGAGACUUUCGACGCCGUGGUCCUCACCAUGCCCGUCCCCCAGAUCUUGCAGCUACAGGGAGACAUGCGCUCCUUGAUCGACGAGAGUCAGCGGCGGAAGCUGGAAGCGGUGAGCUACUCCUCCCGCUACGCGCUGGGGCUGUUCUACGAAGCCGGCGCGCGGAUCGACGUGCCGUGGGCGGCGAAGUACAUCGCCGGCAAUCCCUGCAUCCGCUUCAUCUCCAUCGACGACAAGAAGCGCAGUUUGGAUUCUCCGGACUGCGGCCCGUCCGUGGUGGUCCACACCGGCGUGCCGUUCGGGGUCCGGCACCUGGAGGGGACCAGGGAGGAGGUGGAGCCUCUGAUCCUGGGAGAACUUCAGAAGGUCCUGCCCGGGCUUCCCCAGCCAAUCAGCAUCAAGUUCCAAAAGUGGAGGUACUCACAGGUGACAGCCGCUGUGCCUGACUGCCCCGGGCAGAUGACCCUGUGCUCCAGUCCACUGCUGGUCUGCGGGGGCGACGGGUUCAUGCACUCCAACUUCGACGGCUGCGUGGAGUCCGCCCUGAAGGUCACAGAGGUCCUGAAGUCAUCCCUUUGAGAAAAAGGG